UGAGGGUGCCUCGUGAUUCAGUGUGUUUAUGUAAUGUGUAUGCGAUGUGAGUUGCCACUCCCUGUGAAUCUUUAGUGUUUGUAUUAGUGGAAAUCUUUACGGUGAUAAUAAUUUUUAGAUUAUAUUUUGAUUUAUUUUUUUCGUCAGUUAGCUCAAUCAAUGUUCUGAAAUAACCAAUUUCUUUCAAGAGCAUAUUUAUCCUUAAGCAUCCAUAAUGACAGUAGUCUUAAUGCGCAAUCUUUUAGUUAUACUACUGACUUGUUUUAAUUACCUAUCUUUAUAAUUGUGUGUGAAUUCAUUUCAGAUAAAGUUGCAUAUUUAGAUUUUUCAUCAUUUUCUUACCGAAGCAAAGAUGAAAGUGAAACUCGUAAUGACACUUUCGUGGAUGGUGAUAGUACUUGCUUUGGCAACUAACGAAACUGGUGGUAUUGAAAAACUUCGGGUUCCUAGAGUGGUCGUUCGUCCUGGUCCCAGCCUGCACCAGACUGAUCUCUCUCCUCCUCGAGUUUCAACGAGAAUUAUUGGUGGAGUAAACGCUCAAUCCGGCACUGUAGCAGCUCUGAAUAGGCCUGGUCCGGAUAAUGUGGGGGUCCGAACCCCCCCGAUCAUUAGAGCCGGGUCCCAAGUACCUACGCGGCGCUGUCUGAUUUACAAUGAGUUCAAUUUGUGCGUCAGAUACGUAUAGUGCCGCAAAGACCUUAAUUACUUAGCACAACUUGAUUCUAGAUGUUAUAAAGUGUUUAUAUGGAGAAGUUCUCGGCAGACGAUACAACCUAGUGUACAUGGCUACUGUGGUUAUUUGAAAAGAAAAUAUACUUUAAAUAUUAAUGAAAAGUCCAGUGCUUCAUCUAUAACUUGAUAAGGUAAAAGGAUUAUGAUUUCGGUCUUUGCGUGAUUGUUCAAAUACUGCUGACACUGUGGAAGAGAAAUCUGUUUUAGCACUUAACAAAAGCGAAGUUCUGAAUUCGUGAAAUAUAUGUAGUAUAUAUUGCUUCUAGAAAGAGUGUAUCAUACAUUUUGACAUAGUGGUUAUGUGAAUAAUUGCAGUGUCUUGUGUAGACGUCUAGAGUUAAAUUCAUGUAAAUUGUAUGUAACAGCUUUUUGUUAGAACUGCAAACUGGAAUUCAAGAGCUAAGAACACCUAGUCAUAUCUAUAAGAAAAUUUGAUCUAAUAUUUAUGAAACGGAGGCGACACGUACAAGUAUUUUUAAUGCGUGUCUCUGUCGGUAUCUCAUCUACUGUACACACGUGUAAUGUUUGU
This is a messenger RNA of Penaeus monodon (black tiger shrimp), 1261 nucleotides long. RefSeq lists its product as uncharacterized. The coding region runs from base 353 to 685 and encodes 110 amino acids. The transcript is spliced from 3 exons. Lineage: Eukaryota; Metazoa; Arthropoda; Malacostraca; Decapoda; Penaeidae. The record is from RefSeq and is a predicted model, not a curated record.